Molecule: messenger RNA, 8317 nt
Organism: Mobula hypostoma (lesser devil ray)
Lineage: Eukaryota; Metazoa; Chordata; Chondrichthyes; Myliobatiformes; Myliobatidae
Exons: 3
Coding region: 2517-3938 (473 amino acids)
Molecular function (GO): nucleic acid binding; zinc ion binding
Source: RefSeq, a predicted model, not a curated record
CGCGAAUGUUAGCUCUACACUGAUCUACUCCUGACUCAGGACUCAGCAGCGGCGGUUCCGGGGCCAUCUCGCCUCAGAUUCUUCGCCCGAUUCCCGGCGCGCUGCCAGCCCAGGACGCCCGCGCACCUUGGAGGCACCAUGGAUCCUAUGCAUUUGAAUCAUUUGGAUGAUCCUCCCAUGAGGGACCUUAUCUGAGAUCCUACUAAAUUUCCUAGAGCUACUAUUGCUCUCUCUGCAUCGUUCUGGUGAGACCUGAAGGGGCUGAGGUCCUUGAAGCGAAGCUGGGGUCUACCAAUGUUCCUCUUGCCUUUUGCUAGUUCUCCGUAGAGGAUGACCUUUGGCAGUCUACCAUCCUUCAUACGACAGACAUGUCUGCGUUGUCUUAAAAGUGGGAACAUUGUGGGAAGUCCAACGCGGGAGAGGACCUCAGAGUUUGGGACUUUGUCUCUCCAGGUGAUGCUGAGGAUACGGCGAAGGCUACGCAGGUGAAAACUAUUGAGUUUCCUCUACUGCUUGGAGUAGAUGGUCCAAGUCUCACUGCCAUACAGGGGGGUGCUGAUAAUGCAUGCAUUGUACACAGCAGUCUUCCUCCUUGUAGUGAGUUUCAGAUUCUCCCAGACCUGUGAGGAGAGUUGAGCAAGGAUCGAUGCUGCUUUGCCGAUAUGCCUAUUGAUUUCAGUAUCGAGGGAGAGAGUGUCGCUAUUAGUCAACCCCAAGUAUGUGAACUCGUGGACUACUUCUAGAUCGUAGAAGCUCUCACAGAGUACAAGCGCUCAUCAUCCGACCAAACACUCCAGGCACUUUGAGCUGCUAGAAGCUGCGACGAGAAUGCACAUAAAUUAAGAUGUUAGCUGGCCUGGGCUAUCAGCAGUUGGUCUGCCACCUGUCUUCAGGAGAGAGAGAGAUAAGGAAAACAAUGGAGCAGCAUUUGGAGUUGUUAAUGAAGGGAGGAGAGCUGUCAAGAUCGGCUCCCCCUUUGAACCCUGAACUGUUUGAAGUGAUGGACAGGUGAUACCCCAGCAGGGGGAUAAAAAGGGACAGGUUCGCUAAGGCAAGACACACACGACACCCGAGGUAACGAGAUCUUGGAAGCGGUGCGUCUCUCACAAGUCGGUGGAAAGUUUUGGAAGGCCGGUUGCGGGACCAGGCCAUAGACGCACAGGGUGGAAAGGCACGAUCGGCGGGAACCUGGUGUGUGUCCACCCUUGCCUGGGUGCCGGGUUCACCGCAGAGAAACGAUCGUAUCUGGAAAUGGAGGGGGUCAUGGUCGGUGACCUCAGAUGACAUCACAAAGGGCUCGCCUGAAAGCUGACUGUGAAGGUCUGUGUGGAAGCCGUUUUUGAAUAUUCAUUCGUUUUGCUCUCUCUCUCCUUCCCCCCACUGUCCAUCGCCACGGCAGCGAUUACUGCGAACUGAACUGAACUUUGCGUCACUUUGAAACUGGUCAUUUACCCCUAGACAACGAUAGAGCUUGAUUGAUCCUGUUAUCUUAAUUCUGUGUACAUGUAUGUUUAUCAUUGCUGAACUGUUGCAUUCAUUAUCCUUUUGAUUAGAGUACUGUGUUGCUUGUUUCUUUAAUAAAACUUUCUUAGUUCUAGUAAUCCAGACUCCAACUGAGGGAUCCAUUUCUGCUGGUUUGGCAACCCAGUUACGGGGUACGUAACAUAAGUGGGGUUCUCGUCCGCGAUUUUGAACGCUAAAUUUGGGACAGAGUAAAUUGAUUGGGUCAAAAUUCCUGAAAGGAAGAAAAGACAAACAGCAGAAAUGGAGGCUGAGGAAAUUAUAAAGGCGCCGACCUUGGAGGCAUUAGAGGAUGCCAGGAAAUUGGAAUUGGUAGCUGUGGCCAAACGGUUGAAUCUUGCUAAGGGGAAGUCGACAAUGAGGAGAGAGGAGAUACACAGAGCUAUCGUAGAGCACUAUGUAUCUAAAGGUGUGUUUCCCCAAGGCGAGCUGGAGGUGGUGUCUAUUGAAAAACCUGCUGGAGACGCAGUACAGGUGCAGCUUGAAAAACUGAGACUCGAGCAGGAGUUCCGGGUACAGCAGUUGGAGCGAGAAGAGAAGGAGAGAGAGUUAGAAAGGCAGGAGAGAGAGAGAGAGAGAGACAGUUGGAGCGAGAGGAGAAACAGAGGGAAAGGGAAUUUGAGCUGGAGAAAUUAAGGAUAAGGGCAGAGCAGGGGCCCGUGCCGAACCAAGGUGGAGGGUUCCUGGCGACCCAGGAGGUUAGGCUGGUUCCCCCAUUUGACAAUACCGACGUGGAUCGGUACUUUCUCCAUUUCGAAAAAGUUGCUGCAAGUCAGGACUGGCCGAGGGAUAAGUGGGCUGUUUUGCUUCAGAGUGUACUGAAAGGGAAAGCCCAACAAGCUUACUCAGCCUUGUCCGCAGAAGAUGCCCAGAGGUAUGAGGUGGUGAAAGAGGCCAUCCUCAGGAUUUAUGAGUUGGUCCCGGAGGCAUACCGGCAGAGGUUCCGGAAUGCGAGGAAGCAGUGGGACCGCACGUAUUUAGAGUUUGCCCGUGAGAUGCUGACAUAUUGUGAGCGUUGGUGCGCCUCGAAGAGGGUAGAGGGGGAUUAUGACAGACUGCUAUUGCUGAUCCUGAUUGAGCAGUUUAAAGGUUGUGUCCCUGAGGGUAUGAGACCCUACCUAGAUGAGAAAGAGGCAGCCACGUUAGCCGCAACUGCUAAGUUGGUGGAUGAGUAUGUGUUUACGCAUAAAAUGAAGUUUGCCCCGAGUAAAGGCUACCAGAAGGGUAGUCAGGAUGGCAGGGAGAGUCCGCCAGAAAAGUCAGAAAGUAAGCCGGGGACUAGUGAGAAGGAUAAGGUAGACCGGGAGCAGUCUGGUAGGAAGUCUCCUGGGGUCGUCUGUUAUAAUUGCGGGAAAGUCAGACACUUUGCGUCCAGGUGCUUUGCCCCAAAGAAGGAGGCGGGAAAAGGUAAAACGGCGAUUUUGACUGGCUGUAUCGAGCUGGUAAACGAACCGCUAGGGGAGGACAGGUCUGCCAAAGUUCAGGAAGGGCGCGAGAAGUUUAUCUCGGCCGGAUUGGUGUCAGUGAAGGAGGGGUUAAAACCAGUUCCAGUGAGGAUCUGGAGAGAUACGGGAGCAUGUCAGUCACUGAUACUGAAGAGUGUAUUAGAGUUUAGCUCAGAGACCCAGACUGGGAAGGUCAAGGUCAAAGGUAUUGGGGAAGGGACAGAGGCCGUCCCUUUGCACCAGAUACACUUAAAAAGCAACCUGGUCUCUGGACUAGUCACGAUCGGGGUGAGGCCCGAAUUACCGAUGAAAGGCGUGGAAGUCUUGCUCUGUAAUGACCUCGCCAGGGGAAUCGUGUUCCCAGCCGUGAGAUUGACAGGUCAGCCUGCCAGCAUUGAGGCCCCGCCCAUGGACUCACAGGUUCAUCACGGGACCGCGGUAGUAAAUUUAGCUCAGACGUUCCUGCCGGCCUUGUACGAGAAGGGGGUAGAAAGUGAAAAGAAGGAGUGUAGUGAGACAAGAGGUAGUGAGGGAGCUGGGACAGACGUAGCACUAGCCAGGAAAGAAUUUGUGCAGAUGCAGGAGCGAGACGAGGGGCUGAUGGUUUUGGCAGAGACAGCUCUCUCUGACACAGACUUAACAAGGGAACUAGUAGGCUAUUGUGUGGAGGAGGAAGUGCUAAGGAAGAAAGGGAAACCAAGUGCCAUACCCGUAGAUGAGGAAUGGGGGGUGGUGCAAAAGAGUUAUGGGGAUGAGGUUUUUAACCUGGCCCACAAGGUACCCCUCGGUGGACAUUUUGCGAUGCUGGAGAAAACAGUUGGUGGAAUCAUGAAAGAGGUUUACCGGCUGCCCAGGAGGAAGGAUGUUAUUGAUUAUGGCCGACGCGAACUGAGACGGUCACAGGCUUUUGAUAUGCUAACAAACCUAGUCGGUGUUAGCGCGGAAAUCAAUGAAGCUAGGGUCCCCCGAUAAGAGAAAAAAAACAUUUUGAAAAGAUGAGUAUGGUAUCAACCACAUGGGUGAAGGCUAUUGUCUUGGCUAGCUCUGCUGAUAAGGUCUCUCCCUUAAUCCCCGAACAAAGUGACUCUUUAGGAGGAGUAAUUAAACGACUCGCACACGUGUGUUUGAUUGUCCCGAGGCGAUGCAAAGAACUGGGACGUUGGGUGGUGUUUGUUACACUAGGCUAGCCUAGCGAGCAAUAGCCAUAUAGAAUGAGUAAUUCAGUGACAAAAGGGCUGACGAACACAGAGGUGUGUAUUGGCAAUGUAAUAUGGCUGUCUGAAGCCAGCUUGAUAGUGAACCUUGAAAAAAAUGAGUUCGGCCACACGAAGGUCACUUACCUGGGAAUUGGGGUGACACAGGGGCAGCUGGCAGCGAUGCAUGCUAAAGUGCAGGCUAUCUCUGACAUCCCAACCCCAACAGACAAGAGGGCUCUUGGAGAUGGUGGGGUACUGUAGGAAGUUUUGCAAUAACUCUGCGGUUACUACCCCUCCCCCUCCUACUAAGCCCUUGCGAGAGAAAACUAAGUCGGAAUGGGAGACCCUUGUUAUUGUGGUCCGGGACGAAACCUAAUGAGAGGUUACAUUGAUCGCAAUUCAUCAGUGUUUUUGGCCACUAUGAAGUUUGCUAAGUUGGAGCCUGGUCUAAGGGAUUAUUAAUAACACAUAUAAAAGGAACAGAAAAUGUGAUGGCUGACUGUCAGGUGUUGACAACUUCAAAUUCGCUGCAUUAGCCAAAUAGCUGUUAAAGAUGUAUAUUUGUGUGUAUCCAAUAAUGUAUUCAUGUUUGUAAUUUUUACCCCGGUAAAAAUCCUUAAAAGUGGGGAAAUGUGACGAGAAUACACAUAAAUUAAGAUGUUAGCUGGCCUGGGCUGGCACCAGUGGGAUCAGCAGUUGGUCUGCCACCUGUCUUCAGGAGAGAGAGAGAUAAGGAAAACAACGGAGCAGCAUUUGGAGAUGUUAAUGAAGGGAGGAGAGCUGUCAAGAUCGGCUCCCCCUUUGAACCCUGAACUGUUUGAAGUGAUGGACAGGUGAUACCCCAGCAGGGGGAUAAAAAGGGACAGGUUCGCUAAGGCAAGACACACACGACACCUGAGGUAACGAGAUCCUGGAAGCGGUGCGUCUCUCACAAGUCGGUGGAAAGUUUUGGAAGGCCGGUUGCGGGACCAGGCCAUAGACGCACAGGGUGGAAAGGCACGAUCGGCGGGAACCUGGUGUGUGUCCACCCUUGCCUGGGUGCCGGGUUCACUGCAGAGGAACGAUCGUAUCUGGAAAUGGAGGGGGUCAUGGUCGGUGACCUCAGAUGACAUCACAAAGGGCUCGCCCGAAAGCUGACUGUGAAGGUCUGUGUGGAAGCUGUUUUUGAAUAUUCAUUCGUUUUGCUCUCUCUCUCCUUCCCCCCCACUGUCCAUCGCCACGGCAGCGAUUACUGCGAACUGAACUGAACUUUGCGUCACUUUGAAACUGGUCAUUUACCCCUAGACAACGAUAGAGCUUGAUUGAUCCUGUUAUCUUAAUUCUGUGUACAUGUAUGUUUAUCAUUGCUGAACUGUUGCACUCAUUAUCCUUUUUAUCAGAGUACUGUGUUGCUUGUUUCUUUAAUAAAACUUUCUUAGCUCUAGUAAUCCAGACUCCAACUGAGUGAUCCAUUUCUGCUGGUUUGGCAACCCAGUUACGGGGUACGUAACAAAGCAAAGUGCAACAGGCUGCAAUGAGUACUGGCUCCAGCUCAGGGAGGACAUUCAGACAGCAGCUGUGACAGGCUACAUCAGAUCGAUGUAUGAUGGUAUCGAGAAGGCCCCUGGUCCAUUGCAGAGCAAGACAGCACCCCUGAAGUCAUCCAGCGGUGAAAUAAUCACUGAUAAAAGCAAGCAGAUGGAACACUGGGUAGAACACUACUCGAGGGAAAGUGUUGUUGUUAGCUCAGCCAUUGAUGCCAUCGAUUGCCUACCAGUCAUGGAUGAACUCAACUCUGAACCAACCACUGAGGACCUCAGCAAGGCAAUUGACAGUCUGGCCUCAGGGAAAGCUCCUGGCAAUGAUGGGAUUCCUCCACACCUGAUCAAACACUGCAAGAGCUCACUCCUGCAACCUUUACACGAGGUCCUCCAUCAGUGCUGGAAGAAAGGAGCCGUACCACAGGAUAUACGCAACUCCAAAAUCGUCAUUUUGUACAAGAACAAGGGUGAUAGGAUCGACUGCAACAACUACAGGGGUAUCUCCCUCCUGAGUAUUGUCAGCAAAGUCUUUGCUCGUGUAACUCUGGCACGUCUACAAACUCUGGCAGAAUGGGUCUACCCUGUGUCCCAAUGAGGUUUUCGCGCAAGGAGCUCAACUGACAACAUGAUUUUCUCACUCCGUCAACUCCAGGAGAAGUGCAGGGAACAACAGAAACCCCUCUAUGUCGCUUUCAUCGACUCGACCAAGGCAUUCGACCUUGUCAGUAGGGAUGGGCUCUUUCAGGUUCUCCUCAAGAUCGGCUGUCCCCCGAAACUCCAAAGUAUCAUCAAGUUAUUCCAUGACGACAUGAGGGCUACUGUUCAGUACAAUGGCAGCUCAUCAGAACCCUUCGCUAUUCGUAGCGGAGUCAAACAAGGAUGUGUGUUGGCCCCCACAUUAUUCGGCAUCUUCUUCUCUCUGCUAUUGGAGCAUACCUUUUGGACAUUGACAGAAGGCAUCUACAAGCACACCAUGUCUGAUGGGCAGCUAUUCAACCCUGCUCGCCUGAGAGCAAGAACGAAGGUGCGAAAAAUCUUGAUACGUGACAUGCUCUUUGCCGAUGAUGCUGCUAUAACCUCGCACACCAAACAGCAACUACAAAUUCUCAUAGACCGCUUCUCUAAGGCAUGCAAGGACUUUGGGCUUACCAUCAGCCUAAAGAAAACAAAGGUCCUUGCCCAGAACGUAGUGGAGACACCAGUCAUUACCAUCAACACUGUGGUUGAUCCAGUUAAUAUCAGGGAAAUUAAAAUCUCCCAUUAGUACUAUCUUACUAUGUUUACAGCCGGCUGCAAUCAUUCUACAUAACUGCUCCUCCAAUUCUUACUGACUUCUGAGGGUGGGGGGGGGGGGAAACCUAUUAUACAAACACCAUCAGUGCCCAUCCCAUCUUGUUUCUUAGUGCUACCUGUGUGGCCCCACUGGACAAUCCCUCAGGAAUAUCCUCGUGGUUGUUAUGUCCUCUUUCAUCAUGAAAGCAACCCCCCCCCGACCUUUCUUGCAUCUCUGUCGUGCCUGUUAGUGUCCAUAGCCUGAAAUACUGAGCUACCAGUCCUAUUCUUCCCUCAACCGUUUCUGUAGGGGCUAUGAUAUCCCUAUUCCCAGAUCCAAUGCAUGCCCCAAAGUUUUCUGCCUCCCAAGCCUCUAAAAUUCAUUGACUGGAAACAUUAACUCCAGUACUCUCUCCACCAAUGCUACCUGACUUGCCAAGUCUCUUUUAUUUUCUUUUACCUAUUUGACAUUUGUAAAAUCAUCAGUCCUAUUACUUUGAUGGUUUGUAAACACCCAAGUUGUUUUUUCAAUUCUUUAUAUCCAACAUUAAAGUUUCUUAGCAUCGCAUUUUUCCAUUGUAAAAGAUGUCAGCAGAAAAAUAAAACAUGAAGCAAGUAAGAUAUAAACCUUAAAUUUCUAAAGUUUAAACAUGAAAUACCAUCAGUAUGCAACUCUGCUGAUCCAAAUUACGAACUAAAUCUAUCAGCAGGUAAAUAUAUUAAAACUGUCCAGUACAAAUGCGCAAGAAGAUAACUGGUUGGUUUAAUUUACAAAUUACAUUGAUAUUCCCAGGGAUUUGAAAGGAAAGUAGCAAUGUUGGGCUAUUUAGAUUAUUCAUUCAGAAACAAAUAUUUAAAAAUCAUAUGAAGAAAAAUAUACAUUCAUAGUCCUUUUUUCUCUUCUAAAUCAGAGUUGAAGCCAGUUACACUUACCAAACCAAAACAGUAAAACACAAUAAUAUUUCUGUUAAGAGAGCCAGGCUAGAGUACACUGAAACUACUUGAGACAAGCUACAUCUUUUUCAUAGUUUAUCUUACUGUAAUUGUUGAUCUGCUGCAACUGUGAUCGUAUGUAGGAGCAUAGUAAUGGGGCUGUGUUUGCAGAGCCAUUUACUAAGGAAGCUGGCAUACAUUCUCACAAUACACCUUGUGAUAGUCCAUUGUAAACUGCAAUUAAAAUGCAAUGAGGGAAACAAAAUGCAACUCCAUCAUGAACAGUUCCAAGCUUGGCUACAAAAGGAGGAGGGUUGCUCCCACCCUAUAAAAACCCAGAGCUAUAUAAACACCAACAGAGGAUCCAAAAACCUGGGAGAGGAAGAAUACACCAAGAAAUUGGACUACACCUGGUGACAAACAGAAAGAC